This is a messenger RNA of Neurospora hispaniola, 1854 nucleotides long. Its product is annotated as MFS general substrate transporter. The coding region runs from base 1 to 1854 and encodes 617 amino acids. The record is from RefSeq and is a predicted model, not a curated record. NCBI's taxonomy places the organism in Eukaryota, Fungi, Ascomycota, Sordariomycetes, Sordariales, Sordariaceae. Gene Ontology annotation, cellular component: plasma membrane. The transcript is spliced from 5 exons. Gene Ontology annotation, biological process: transmembrane transport. Gene Ontology annotation, molecular function: transmembrane transporter activity.
AUGGCAUUGUCUGUGGACGACAAGCGACCAGCCGUGGUCGAUGCUCAGAGGCUCUCCACAUCUUGGGAGAACCGCGACCCAACACCAGAUCCGCCUUCUAUCGAGCCACCAAGCGCUACAAAAACUGACCAAUCGAAUUUCUGGCACUUGAAGAGUCCUCCAGCCCCUGCUUAUACUUUUCCAAAUCGGCCGAAACAUGAGAGGACAGAAAGCACAGAGAGCACAGAAAGCCAAUCCACUCAAGCCUCAAGCAGUACCGAAGUAGACGAGAAGUUCGAGGGCCAAGGCAAAUUAGACAAAGCAUCAGCGACGACAUCAGUAACUCAGAUUGAAGGCAACAACGACCCAGGCCUACCAGAACCGCCCUAUCAUGUUUUCACCAAAAAGGAAAAAUGGCUGGUCACGAGCAUCAUCGCAGUCGCGGGUCUCUUCUCUCCUCUCUCCAGCAACAUCUACUUUCCGGCUUUGGGGGCCAUUGCCAAUGUUAGUCACCCGUAUGAGCAGAAGGGUCCCAAAGGAGUGCAAGCGUUUGCCCCCUCGUUCUGGGGUCCCCUAAGCGACACGUGCGGACGCCGUGUCACUUUCAUCGGGACAUUUGUUGUUUUCCUCAUUGCAAACAUUGCAUUGGCUUUCAGCAAGAAUUUUGCCAUGUUGAUGGUAUUUCGAGCUAUUCAGGCAUUUGGUAGUGCUGCCACUAUUUCUGUCGGAGGAGGUGUCCUUGGCGAUAUUACGACAGCAAAGGAGCGUGGCGGCUAUAUGGCAGGGUUUAGCGCAGUCCGCAUGUUUGGUCUGUCCAUGGGCCCAGUCAUCGGAGGCAUCAUUACUGAGUAUCUCGGCUUCCACGCAAUCUUCUGGUUUCUCUUUGUUCUUGGUAGCAUUACGCUGGGCGCGAUCUUGCUUUUCCUCCCAGAGACCCUCCGCCGAGUAGCCGGGAACGGUACCGUCCCACUCAAGGGCAUUCACCGUCCUUUCUUCGACCGUCAGCUCCGGCAGCGCUACUGGAUAGAAAGAGACGCCACUCAGGAACAAGACGACAUCACCGCUCCCCCACCCAAGCUGACCUGGUCUACUCUCUUCGCCUCCUUCCGCUUCAUGGCCGAAAAGGACGUCAUCGUCACCCUCUUCUUCGGCGCCAUCGUCUACACAGUCUGGAGCAUGGUGACAUCCUCCACCACCGCCCUAUUUCAGCCGCGCUUCGGCCUCGGUGACCUGCAAACCGGUCUGAUCUUCAUCCCCAACGGCAUCGGCUGCAUCUGCGGCUCCUUGCUCUCAGGCAAGAUCAUGAACCGCGAUUAUAAGAUUGUCGAGACCAGUUACCGCGCCUCCCACCACCUCUCGAGCUCCGUCGAGAUCAACCGCAAGAAGCUGGCCGACUUCCCCAUCUCGCGCGCCCGUCUGCGUUCGUCGCUGUACUUUGUCAUCCCUUUUAUCAUUUGCGUCGCGGGAUACGGAUUUGCCAUCACCAGCUCCCGCCUCGGCACUGAAAAGAAGGCAAUGGCCCUGCCCCUGGUCUUGCAGUUCUUCAUCGCCUUCACCCAGAUGGGCUUGUUCAAUUUGAACAGCACCCUUAUGGUGGACCUCUACCCAGGAGCGAGCGCGAGCGCGUCGGCGGUCAAUAACCUUGUGAGGUGUCUGAUUGGCGCUGUUGGCGUCGCGCUGGUACAGUUCAUCAUUGACGCGAUUGGCGCGGGAUUGACGUUCCUUCUUCUUGCUAUUGUCACUGCAGCUUUUACGCCAUUGCUUUGGCUGGAGUGGAGGUUUGGGGAGCGCUGGCGAAGAGAGCGGGUGGAAAGGCUAGAAAGGGAGAAGGCGGAGAAGAGAGCGGCUGAGGGUGGGGAGACUGGUCAGGCCUAG